CUGGGCACGACGGCUCCGCAAGUCGACCGACGCCUCAAGUCGGCCCGAUCAGCCGUCUUCCCUUCACCGACAGGCCUCGACGCAGGCCCACCAUCGCCGUCGCCGUCUCUAGGCCGGCCAAAGGCGGCCGGCCCGACUGGUCUUCAGAGAUCGCUGGUCUACCUCACGGAGGUGUACCAACGCCAACUUCAUCUGGCCUUGGUCGUCGGUUUGUUGCUCAACUCGGCCGUCGAGCUGACCGCCCGGUCAGCCGGCCAGGCCGACAGCCCUCGCAGGCGCCGUCUGGCCGGCUCCGCGCCGCGGGCCUGCCUCGACCUCGACUUGGCCGUGGCCACGGCGACGGCGCGACAUGAGCAGGCGCUGUUGCGUCUACGCCUCGCCGAGACGCUCGUUCUCGAGUGGACCGAAUGCCAGACGGACCGUCCGGUCAGUCCGACGAGUCCGGUCAGUCCGACGAGUCCGGUCAGUCCGACGAGUCCGGUCAGUCAGGCCGACGUGGCGGAGUCGGCGUCCGAGGUCAUGUCAGACGGGCGGCCCGUCGACCUCGACGAGGUCAUCUGGCUCAACCACCUGCGCAUCUUUCACAUGAACACCGAGCGCCUCUCCGACCUCGUCGACGAGCUGACUCGCCAAGUCGAGGCUCCACAGCUCCGCGGAUUCUCGGCUGGUCUGGCCGGCCAAGUGACUGACUACCUGCGCAGCCAGCCAGUCGCAGGUCCGUUGGGCCGCCUUGAGCCCGACGACUUGGCCGAGCAGAUCGAGUCGGCAGAUCGCCGACUCGGCGCCGUUGACCAUCUGGCCAAGGCCGUCUUCUACGCCGUCGCCAUCGAGCUCAACCUGCCCAUCGACUGGACCGAGCGUCUGCAGAGCCUCCGCUCCGAGUUGAUCACGGCCUGGCAGCAGUGGCUCCUCCUCCUUGAAAACCGUCUCCAGCUCGCCAUCUAA
Messenger RNA from Protopolystoma xenopodis, 945 nucleotides. Lineage: Eukaryota; Metazoa; Platyhelminthes; Monogenea; Polystomatidea; Polystomatidae. The record is from the annotation of a GenBank genome assembly.